AUGCACCAGAUGGAUGGGGAGUCGGAAAAACCCGACAAAGGGAAAGUAGUUCCUAAAAAUACAAGAAAGGCAACAUAUGUCCCGUCCGUCAUUACAUCCAAUCAAUGGCGAGAUAUCAUGAAGGCAGCUGAAAAAGAAAAGUUAGAGAAAAAAACUGUCAAAAAGAAGAAAGAGAAAGAAACUGACAAGAAGAAGAAAGGCCCUGAAGAGAAUGAGGUUGUGACUCAGUAUACUGACCUCCAAAAUGUGCAGGGAACUUAUGAUGAUAUUGGAAGCCUUGAACAAAACGAGAUUGCACCACAUGUCUCCGAUGUGCAGAAUGUGCAGCCAGGAAAAGACAUUGGAUUUGAAAAAUCACCUGUACCAUAUUUUACCGAAGAAGAAAGGACGUACUGGGAAAACAAUAAUAAUAUUCUUGAAAGUAGUGAUUCCGAGGAUUACACAGUACAGGAAAAUGAAAACCAAGCUCUUAAUGAUAAUAUCUCGACUGAAGAUCCUAUAACGAAUACUUAUAACGAGCAACAAAUACAUACUAAAUUGGCUACUAAUAGAGACCAGAAUCUAAUUCUAAAUGAUUCUACAAUAAUUGUUAAUAACGACCCAUUACUAUCCUCAAAUACUGGUCCAGAUUCAUGUAUUGUCGCUUUAAAUAAUUUAGACUCUUUCUUGCAAUCACCAGUGAUGUCAUCAAAUAAUGCCCCAAAUUCGUCUAUUGCAUCUUUACUAGAUAUAAAUGGAAUAAAUUCUAUUCCACCUUCGCCUUUAGAUAACGGUACUCCCGGUACUUCUUUAUUGUCAAUACAAAGCCCUCCGUCUAUAACAAGCACUCCCAGAUCAAGAAUUAAUAAUAACGUAAACAAGAAAGAUAAAGGACCCCCAACUUCGUCUAUUGCAUCUUUACUAGAUAUAGAUGGAAUAAAUUCUAUUCCACCUUCGCCUUUAGAUAACGGUACUCCCGGUACUUCUUUAUUGUCAAUACAAAGCCCUCCGUCUGUAGCAAGCACUACCAGAUCAAGAAUUAAUAAUAACGAAAACAAGAAAGAUAAAGGACGAGGUCGUAGAGUCCACAAGGAUCAGUGGAAAGAUGUCAAAAGAAAACUGAAUAGAAAUACUGGUAAAUGUUACUUCAGUAGAGAUGGUACUGAGAGACCAGGUAGAAUUAUAAAAGCGUUUUGUAAUAAAUGUAAAUUCCACUGUCCGCAAAAGUUUACUGAUGAGUUAAGGAAAAAAAUAUUUGAUAGCUUUUGGAGCAUCGGUAAUAAUGUGAGACAGUGGGAUUUUAUUUCCAAAUAUUGUAAGAAAAUUAACAAGCGUAGAAGAACUACAGAACUUCCAUUCCGGAGACAGUACACAAUCACUUAUAGUUUACCCAUUGUAGGUUCUCCUGUCGAUCCAGUACCUGUGUGCAAAGUCAUGUUUUUGAACACGUUAGGCAUUGGCGCUGGUAUGGUUACAACGGCUUUGAAAAAAAUUGAAGAUAGUGGUGGUAUUAUAACAGCUGAUGCCAGAGGUGGGCGUAAUAAUCGCCAAUUAGUGAUAGAUGCUGAAAUGAUCAAGAGCGUGUGUGAUCACGUUAACAAUUUUCAACCAGUAGAAUCGCACUACGUUCGCAGCCGUACUUCCAAACUGUAUUUGGAUGAAUCACUGUCUUACAGCCGUAUGUUUCUUUUAUACAAAGAGUGGGUUGUUGACAACAGCUUAUACUAUAGCAAUCCAGCCAAAACUUUACGUCAAUAUAGGGACAUCGUGAAUACUAAUUUCAACUUAGGUUUUCAUGCCCCACGCAAAGAUCAGUGUGAUGUAUGCCACGUCUACAAAAAUUUACCAAAACCUGUUCCAGAAACUGAAUUCAAAACGUAUACUGACCAUAUAAGAAAUAAGGAAAUAGCCCGAGAGUUAAAAAAUAAAUAUAAAGAGUUAUCCGUUAGAGAUAGUGAUAAAACACUUACUACUACUUAUGAUUUUCAAAAAAUUCAUGGGAUACCACAUGGACAAGCCAGGCUUCAGCUUGAAGACGCCGAAGCCCAGGAGCUAGAAAUGUCGUCUUCGUCGUCGUCUUCUGAUUCAGAGUCAGAUGAAGAAACUAAUACUAUUGUUCCAACUCCGCCUUCUAUGGAAUUUAGUCAAUCAAUAGUGACAAAAGGCGAGACUAUUGGUCUACCGAUGAAACCAGAGUUUUUCCACCACCUGCAUUUGGAACGAGAUUUGGUAUGA
Aricia agestis (brown argus) is the source of this 2214-nucleotide messenger RNA. RefSeq lists its product as uncharacterized. Bases 1 to 2214 code for a protein of 737 amino acids. The record is from RefSeq and is a predicted model, not a curated record. NCBI's taxonomy places the organism in Eukaryota, Metazoa, Arthropoda, Insecta, Lepidoptera, Lycaenidae. The transcript has 7 exons.